AUGCCUGCUCUCUAUGAACAGUUUUUCCUCUUCGGAGACAGCAUAACCCAAGACUCCUUCUCCCAGGAGCGAGGCUUUGCCUUCUCUGCAGCCCUUCAAGCUGCAUACAUCAGGCGACUGGAUGUAGUCAACCGCGGCUUCAGUGGGUACAACACCCGCCAAGCUCUCCAGAUACUGCCCGCCAUCGUGCCCCCGCCGGAUCAGGCUAAGAUUCGGUUCAUGACCAUCUUCUUCGGCGCCAACGACUCAUCGUUACCAGAUGCGCCAAACAAGCAGCAUAUUCCUCUUGAUGAGUUCAUCAAGAACCUAAAGGACAUCAUGUCCCAUCCGCAGAUCAAAGCCCACGACCCUCGUAUCAUCCUAGUAGCUCCUCCCCCAAUCAACGAGCAUCUGUGGUGGCCAAGAGACCAGUCGAACGGAUAUGCUAGCGUGACGCGACUGGCGGGUGCGACCAAAACAUAUGCCGAUGCAGUCGUUCAACUUGGCGCCGAGCUUGGCCUGCCUGUCGUAAAUCUCUGGAAAGCCUUCAUGGCGAAGACGGACUUCAAAGCAGAUAUUUGGAAGCUGGGCGAUGAUCUACCGGGCUCUUUAGACGUCUCGCAGAAUGACGCCCUCGUGGAGCUUAUGUACGAUGGGCUUCACUUGAACCCAGCAGGAUACGAGAUCUUCUACCAGGAGUUGAUCAAGGUCAUCGCAGAGCAGUGGCCGGAUCAGUCGCCUGAGAAGCUGCCCAUGGUACUGCCGCCGUGGAACGAUCAGGAAGCGUGGAAACAGUGGGAGAGUGCUCAGUCUUCUUCGAUCUAG
Messenger RNA from Alternaria ventricosa, 804 nucleotides. RefSeq lists its product as uncharacterized. Lineage: Eukaryota; Fungi; Ascomycota; Dothideomycetes; Pleosporales; Pleosporaceae. Bases 1 to 804 code for a protein of 267 amino acids. The record is from RefSeq and is a predicted model, not a curated record. The transcript is spliced from 7 exons.